AUGGUUGAAGUCCGGCGUGCUGCGACUUGCGCGGUAGCAGACCUGCGCGGAGGCGUCCUCGGUGAGUACAGGGUGUGGGCGGUGGUUGUGGGUGAUGCUGGGUGGUUCUGGACGGAGUGCCGGUGGGAAGGUCGGCGACGAAUGAGGUGGUCGCAGACAAGGGGGCGCGAUUUGUGUGUGUAUUGGGUAUCUGUGGGCAACCGAUUGGGCGAACGAUGUGGUCGGCAGCGAGUGGUGGUUCGGCUGCCGACGGACAAUCGUUUGGACUCUCUGAUGUGGCUUCUCGCCGGCGGUCGCUGUUCGCCAGCGCCAGAUCGAGAUAUAGCGACGGGCUGA
Messenger RNA from Striga asiatica, 336 nucleotides. NCBI's taxonomy places the organism in Eukaryota, Viridiplantae, Streptophyta, Magnoliopsida, Lamiales, Orobanchaceae. The record is from the annotation of a GenBank genome assembly.